GUAGAGGUUCCUUUGUCCUCAGCGCCUUUUGUUUUCUUCCCACCCUAACAAUUUUCAUCCUUCAACUCCUCGCUUCCAGGUCCAAUUCUCCGUUGCUUUUCCAAUCAUUCCAUCGCCUUUUCCUCCCUCAAUAAACCGUGUCUUUCUUCGCCUCGCCGGAAUACACCGUGUUUUAUUUCCUUCGAUCAGGAGAGCUUCAAAUUUAUCUCAUCUUCGUGAGGAUUCUGGUUUAGAGACUGUUAAAGCUGGCGGAAAUAAUGGCCGAGCCUCGGCGCUCUGUUCUCGGUAAUCAAUUAGAUAUUCAGCAGAUACUCUUAGAAGCACAGAAUCGGUGGCUACGACCAGCUGAAAUAUGUGAAAUUCUUGAAAACUAUAAGGAAUUUCGCAUUGCCCCAGAACCUCCAAACCGGCCUCUGAGUGGUUCCCUUUUCCUUUUUAAUCGGAAGGUGCUACGAUAUUUUAGAAAGGAUGGACAUAAUUGGAGAAAGAAAAAAGAUGGAAAGACGGUAAAGGAAGCUCAUGAGAGGCUCAAGGCUGGAAGCAUUGAUGUUCUGCACUGUUACUAUGCUCAUGGAGAAGAAAAUGAAAAUUUUCAACGACGCAGUUAUUGGAUGCUUAAGGAGGAACUGUCACACAUUGUUCUUGUCCACUACCGAGAUGUGACGGGAAACAGAGCAAAUUUUAAUCAUGUUAAAGAGACUGAAGCUGCUGCACCAUGUUCCCAAGAAAUGGGAGAAAAUAUGCCCAAUUCUGAGAUGGAAAGUUCUGUGUCUUCCAAAUAUCUUCUAAACAAUUUCCAAGUACCUUCACCUACUAUGGAUACAACUAGCCUGAAUAGUGCACAGGCAGCAGAAUAUGAAGAUGCUGAAUCAGUAUAUAUCCAUCAAGAAACUCGUGGGUUCCACUCCUUUCUUGAGCUACAAGCGCAUACUAUGGAGAAGAUUGAUGCUGAAAGCUCUGAUCUUUAUGUUCCUCUGUUAUAUACAAAUAAUUUUCAAGAAAAUUUGUUAGCUGUUCCUGUUAUGGAUUUAAUCUCCACUCAACCAGACAAGGUCAAAUAUAACGAUGCUGAACUAUCAUAUGAGUCCGAGAAGCACCCUAAUUUUGUUUCAUGGGAAGAUGUCUUGGAAGAUUGUACUCCUAGCAUGGAAUCCGUACAAUAUGAGGCAUCAUUUCCCUCUACACAGUCUGAUCCCAUGGGUGAGCUUUUGAGCAACAACUUUCUUAAGAAACAGGAGUUUGGUGGGCAGCAACAUGUGCACAAACAGUGUCAGAGUGGAGAACAAGAUCAUGUUCUCCCAGCUGAUUCAGAUGGCAACUUGAGCGUGGAGGGAAAAUCAAUCUACUCUUCUACUAUAAGGCAGCAUAGCUUGGAUGACUCUUUAAUAGAAGAAAAUUUAAAGAAGCUUGACAGUUUUAGUCGCUGGAUGAGUAAGGAACUUGAAGAUGUUGCAGAUGUAGAUGAGUCUCAUACACAGUCCAGUUCUGGGGCCUACUGGGAAACAGUUGAAAAUGAAAAUGGGAUCGAUACUUCCAGCACUCCCUCCGAAGGACAAGUUGAUAACGUUAUGCUUGGUCCUUCCAUGUCCCAGGACCAACUUUUUAGCAUCAUUGAUUUCUCACCAAAUUGGGCAUAUGUAGGCUCUGAAUCUAAGGUCCUGGUCACAGGAAGAGUCUUGAAGAGCCCACAUGUGAUAGAAAAUUGUAAAUGGUCAUGUAUGUUUGGGGAAGUAGAAGUUCCAGCAGAGGUUAUAGCUGAUGGUGUUCUUCGUUGCCAUACUCCGAUACAGGAGGCUAACAGGGUUCCUUUCUAUAUCACAUGCUCCAAUAGAUUAGCUUGUAGUGAAGUGCGAGAAUUUGAGUACCGAACCCUUAACAUUGAAGAUAUUAACACUGCAGAAAACUAUAGUAGCAGUGACAAUGAAAAUCUUCAUUUGCGAUUUGAUAAAUUGUUGUGCUUAAAUUCCAAGUUUACUAGUUAUGACAGCAGCACUUCGGGUGAUAUAUCCCAGUUGAUCAGUAAGAUCAAUACAUUGCUUAAAGAUGACAUUUCAGAGUGGGAACAGAUGCUAAAGCUUAGUUCAGAGAAGGAACUGUCCUCAGAAGAUUUAAAGGAGCAGCUGCUUCAGAAGCCACUGAAAGAGAAGUUGCGUGUAUGGCUCUUACAGAAAGUAGCUGAAGGUGAUAAAGGCCCUAGUGUAUUGGAUGAGGGUGGACAAGGGGUUCUACAUUUUGCAGCUGCACUUGGUUAUGAUUGGGCUUUUGAGCCUACUAUAGUUGCUGGUGUAAGUGUUAAUUUCCGUGAUGUCAAUGGAUGGACUGCACUUCAUUGGGCAGCAUCUUGUGGCCGAGAGCACACAGUGGCUUCCCUCAUUUCAUUGGGUGCAGCUCCAGGAGCAUUAAUAGAUCCAUCACCAAAAUAUCCUUUAGGCAGAACACCUGCUGACCUGGCAUCUGACAAUGGACAUAAAGGAAUUGCUGGAUACCUUGCAGAGUACUCCUUGAGUGUCCACCUUUCAUCCCUUAAUUUGGAUAACCAAGAUGGUAAUACUGCAGAAGGACCCAGAGCAGUGCAGGAAAAUUCAGAAAGAAGUGCAACUCCACGUAGCUUGAGCAGUGCAUCAGAUGGCCAGUCACUAAAGGACUCAUUGGCUGCUGUCUGUAACGCUGCCCAUGCUGCUGUCUGUAACGCUGCCCAUGCUGCUGCCCGUAUUCAUGAGGUUUUCAGGCUCCAAUCAUUCCAAAAAAGGCAGUUAAAAGAGUAUGGUGAUGACAAAUUUGGAAUGUCAGAUGACCGUGCACUUUCACUCUUGGUUGUCAAGUCAUACAACCCAGGACAAAAAGAUGAACCUGUGCAUGUGGCUGCAAUGCGCAUACAGAAUAAAUUCCGUAGUUGGAAGGGUAGAAAAGACUUUUUGAUAAUCCGGGAGCAAAUUGUUAAAAUUCAGGCUUAUGUGAGAGGCCACCAAGUCAGGAAAAAUUAUCGGAAAAUAAUCUGGUGUGUAGGAAUUGUGGAGAAGGUGAUCUUGCGCUGGAGAAGAAAAGGAAGUGGAUUGCGUGGCUUUAAACCGGAAGCACUUACCAAGGCUCCGAACAUGGUUGACAAUUCAUCAAAGGAAGAUGACUAUGAUUUUCUAAAAGAAGGCAGGAAACAAACAGAAGAAAGGACGCAAAGGGCACUUGCCAGGGUGAAGUCUAUGGUUCAGUAUCCUGAAGGUAGAGAUCAAUACCACAGACUGCUGAAUCUUGUCACAGAGAAAAAGCUGUGCAAGAUCAGUGUUAUAUCAUGGAUCUGUUAUCAAAGGAAUUCAGAGCUUUUCAAAAUCUCAGGUUGCAUUUAUUUUCUGAUGUGUGCAUCAGGAGGCCUCCUCAAUAUAUGUGGAAAUAUAUUUAGGUUUUUCUGUGCAGUAGGGCAUAAGCAGUUUGACAUAAGUAGGUCAUUCCCUAGCUAUAAGAAUGGAUUUUGAAGUUUAGUCUUCUCUAUCCGACUUGAUACAGAUUUUAUGAACUUGAUUUCCUUUUUUUUAACUGACUUGACUCUGCAGGUUGUGUACGAUAAGGUUCUUAACAGUUCAGAUGAAACUACUGAUUUGGACGAAGACUUGAUAGACUUGUUAGAUGAUGACACUCUCAUGCCUGCUGCAAGUUGAGACAUCCGUGCCUCAUUCCAUUGUCGACUUGUAUGUAAAUCUUGUCUGGCUUGGCACAUAUUUGCACAAUUGUAAAUGUGAUUUAAUAAACUAAUCCAACAUCCACUGAUGUUCUAUUUCGGUUUGUGCUGUGUAAUUAAUUUCAUCGGAAGUAGCAGAUUACAACUUGAUAAUAAAUUCCUUCAUAGGCU
This is a messenger RNA of Rubroshorea leprosula, 3841 nucleotides long. NCBI's taxonomy places the organism in Eukaryota, Viridiplantae, Streptophyta, Magnoliopsida, Malvales, Dipterocarpaceae. The record is from the annotation of a GenBank genome assembly.